Fragaria vesca subsp. vesca is the source of this 1878-nucleotide messenger RNA. RefSeq names its product glutamate--glyoxylate aminotransferase 2-like. Gene Ontology annotation, biological process: biosynthetic process; photorespiration. The record is from RefSeq and is a predicted model, not a curated record. The coding region runs from base 193 to 1638 and encodes 481 amino acids. NCBI's taxonomy places the organism in Eukaryota, Viridiplantae, Streptophyta, Magnoliopsida, Rosales, Rosaceae. Gene Ontology annotation, molecular function: pyridoxal phosphate binding; L-alanine:2-oxoglutarate transaminase activity; glycine:2-oxoglutarate transaminase activity. The transcript has 13 exons.
GAUGGAUUUGAGUCUAUGAUGAAUGGGGUCAAUAUUCAAAUUGCCAUCUUUGUUUUUUCUUUUUCCCUUUUGAUCUUUCUGGUCUUAGAUCGCCGUCAUUCCCAUAACCUCCUCUGAAUUGUUCAGGUUAGGAACUGAGUACAUAAAUCUUCUGCCUUACCUUCUAAUAGGAAUUGAAAGCUGUUAACAAUCAUGCCACCAAAGGCAUUGGAUUAUGAAUCACUGAAUGAGAAUGUGAAGAAGGUUCAGUAUGCUGUUAGAGGCGAGCUAUAUCUUCGAGCUUCUGAGCUUCAGAAGGAAGGAAAGAAGAUCAUUUUCACAAAUGUUGGAAAUCCUCAUGCUCUCGGACAGAAGCCCCUAACUUUCCCUCGCCAGGUGGUUGCUCUAUGUCAAGCUCCAUUUUUAUUAGAUGACCCCAAUGUAGGACUGCUCUUCCCUGCUGAUGCAAUUUCAAGGGCUAAACAUUACCUCUCAGUUACUUCUGGUGGUCUAGGUGCUUACAGUGAUUCUCGAGGUAUUCCUGCAAUUAGGAAGGAAGUGGCAGAGUUCAUUGAAAAACGUGAUGGUUAUCCAAGUGACCCAGAACUCAUAUAUCUCACUGAUGGUGCCAGUAAAGGUGUAAUGCAGAUCUUAAAUGCCAUAAUCCGUGGUGCAGGGGAUGGGGUUUUGGUUCCAGUUCCACAAUACCCUCUUUACUCAGCUGCAAUAUCUCUAUUUGGUGGUUCUCUUGUUCCGUAUUACCUGGAAGAAACUGCGAACUGGGGUCUUGAUGUUACUGAUCUUCGCCAGUCAGUCAUAACAGCUCGCUCCAAAGGAAUUACUGUGAGAGCAAUGGUGAUUAUAAACCCUGGUAACCCUACUGGUCAGUGUCUUAGUGAAGCUAAUUUAAGAGAGAUAAUAAACUUCUGUAUCCAAGAAAACCUGGUCUUGCUUGGUGAUGAAGUUUAUCAGCAGAAUGUAUACCAGGAUGAGCGCCCCUUUAUUAGUGCUAGAAAGGUGUUGAUGGGUAUGGGGCCAUUCAUAAGCAAGGAGCUCCAGCUUGUUUCUUUCCACUCUGUGUCAAAAGGAUAUUGGGGUGAAUGUGGACAGCGUGGUGGAUACUUUGAGAUGACAAACAUUCCUCCACAGACAGUUGAUGAGAUAUAUAAGGUUGCAUCAGUGGCACUCAGUCCAAAUGUUCCUGCACAAAUAUUUAUGGGCCUUAUGGUCAACCCUCCCAAACCUGGAGAUAUUUCAUAUGACCAGUUUGCUAGGGAAAGCAAAGAGAUCCUUGAAUCUCUGAGGAGAAGAGCACGUUUAAUGACUGAUGGAUUCAACAGCUGCAGAAACGUAGUUUGUAAUUUCACUGAAGGUGCCAUGUAUUCCUUCCCUCAAAUACGCUUGCCACCAAGAGCAAUUCAGGCUGCUAAAAGCGCUGGAAAAGUUCCUGAUGUAUUCUACUGUCUCAAGCUUUUGGAAGCCACCGGCAUUUCCACUGUUCCUGGUUCAGGGUUUGGACAGAAAGAUGGGGUCUUCCACUUGAGGACAACCAUCUUACCAGCUGAGGAAGACAUGCCUGCUAUCAUGGACAGUUUCAAGAAGUUCAACAAUGAGUUCAUGGAGCAAUAUGAAGAUGACAGAGGUUAUUCAAGGAUGUGAAAAAUCCUGAAAAUCAAGUAUCCUCGUAUGUCCAGCUUUUCCAAGCUGUUCAAUGUAAAAACUGUCGACGUUGUUUUACCUUGCUGUAAAAGCUACAUUGCAUCCAGAAUAUCUUCCACCUCUUUACUACAUAUUCUCUAUUUAAAACUCUCUGGUUUCCAGCCUCUAAUGUAAAUUGCAUAAGUGACUAAGUUCCCAACUUUAAGCAAGAUAUGACCAAUUGUGAUGUGUGUGGCUUUA